Messenger RNA from Linum trigynum, 3348 nucleotides. The record is from the annotation of a GenBank genome assembly. NCBI's taxonomy places the organism in Eukaryota, Viridiplantae, Streptophyta, Magnoliopsida, Malpighiales, Linaceae.
ACCGCGGUUGACGGCCGCAGUGAAUGCCUAACGUAGCACCAAAACUUCAAACAACCGUAAUUUUGCGCUCGGUUAUCCAAUUGUAGCGAAUUUUGUUUUUAUUCCACAUAACUUUUUAAGUUCUUUCAACCUGCAAAAAUUCUUCAUAUAAAAAAAUGUCGUUUAUUACCCCGAACGAGCAAUUUUUCGAUUUUACCAAACUUUGGAAGGCCAUAAAUUUUAGCUCCUCAAUCCGAACAUCGUAAAGUUUUUUUGAUUGCGUAUGACUUUUUAAAAACUAAAACUUUAACUAGGAAAUAAAUUUUGAAAAAAGAAAUAUUUUUGGGUAUACAGGAUUUUAUGAAUAACUUUGCCUUUACUUUUCACAAAACCACUUACAUUCCAAAAUUAUGGUUAUAAUCAAAGUUGUUGUCCUUCAAUAGUUAUGCAAAAUCAAAAAAAGUUUCACGACAUUCGGAUUGCGGAGCACAAAGUUAUGGUCUUCCAAAGUUUGUCAAAAUAAAAAAAUUGGUCGUUCGGGGUAGCAAACGGAAUUUUUUUUGGAUGAAGGCUUGUUGCAUAUUGAAAGAUCUUGAAAAGUUAUGUGGAAUCAAAAAAGAAUUUACUACAAUCGGGUAACCGAGCUCAAAUUUACGUUUGUUUGAAGUUUCGGAGUUACCUUAGGCAUUCACCGCGACCGUCAACCGCGGUGAUGCAUUCACCGCUUUCUUCUGCCGCGGUAAAUGAAUUCACUGCGGUUGACAACCGCAGUGAUGCCCAAAUAUGUGUAUUUUGGAGGGGGGGGGGGGGAAAUUUAUAACGUAUGUAUUUUAGAUUUUUUUUAAACAUGUGUAUUUUGGGAUUUUUCCCGACUGUUAGCUCGUAACAUAGCGAGAAUUGGAUAAUUAAAUUGGCGGAUAACGGAUUAGGAAAACGAAAAUGGAAAGCAAGAAUUUAGGGAGUGUGCAUGGUGGAAAGGAGGCAUGUUUUGGGGGAGGGGGGCUGUGACCUCAACUCCGCCGCAGUUGGCUUUUAGUUGUGGCGGCCGGACUUGCCUCUUAACUGUAGCGGUCGGCCGACCGUUCUUUCUUCCCAUCCCUUCCGCCUAACUUUCCAAAUUCACGAGUAUAUAUGUUUUUCUAAAUUCGGGCUUACAUAAUAUAACAGAACAUGUAUUUUCUGUUACAGUUUCUCGGAAAUAGUGAACCAAUUUUAUUGUAUGUAUAUUAUCAAUUUCGCUAUGGUACACACACAUAUAUCUGUGUGCACCAACUCACAGCCCAAGGGGAGGGCCACGUCGCCCAAGCCAGCAACAGAGGGCCAGGAUUGAUCGGCUGGGACACGGGCUCGGGGAAGGAGACGAGGCGCGCUUGAGCUGUGGGGAAGUCGAGCUGAAGGUACUGGUGGGGCCGAGGAGUGAGAGAUGGGUGGGGUUUGGGCAAGUUUUUGGGUGUUUUGGCGGGAUUUUUGGCGAAAAAUCCAGCCCCCAAAAAACUCUUCUCUCUCUCUCUCAAUCUCACACCUCACUACAUUGAUUAAUACCUCAACUACCAACUUCUCUCUCUCUCUCUCUCUCUCUCUCUCUCUCUCUCUCUCUCUCUCUCUCUCUCUCUCUCUCAAUCUCACACCUCUCUUCUUCCUCAUCUUUUCUCUUCGUCCGCCAUUGAAUACCAGAAUCUAGAACACCAGAAAAACGCAGGAAGGACAGGUCUGAUGCAAGAUCGGUCCUUCAAAGAGAAGAAGGAGAUGCAAGGAAGGGAAGAUAGUCUGUCGAAGAUGGGGGAUGAUGUCGAAGAUGAAGAUCUGUCGACUGAAAACGAUAAAUGUAAUGUCGAAGGAGACGAACCAGAAGAGAACCUUGCUGAUACCAUCCUCAAAGCGGAUGGUUCAUCUGAUGGUUUGUGGGGCUCGCAAGAGUGGAUGACCGCAGUUGAUGAAAUAGAAGGGGGUAUGUGAAGACCAAAAAUAUAGAUCCAUUUAGACUUAUAUAUAUUUUGGUUGUUGAUCAGCAUUGAAUGUGUUAGGGUUUACAUUUAUGGUGCUUGCAUUUAUUAUGUUUUAGGGUUUCUUGCAUGGUUUUCUGUGCUUGCAUGAAUACUUGGUGGUUCUAUCCUGAAUAUCCCUGGUGGAGGAACAUAAACAUGAAUAUCGCUUGCAUGAAUAUAGUUAACCGUAAUGAUCAUAUUACUUUUUAAAUUUCAUGAAUAUUACUUUUACGUCAUCGAAUAUUAGUUAGUACAUAUUCAUCUUCAAUAUGCAUCUUCAAAAGAAUAUUGAAGAUGAAUAUGCUUCAUCUUUAUAAGAAUAUUCGUUCACCUUCUAAUGAAUACAAAUUCAUCUUCAAAAGAAUAUUCAUUGACCUUCUAAUGAAUAUGCAUUCAUCUUUUAAAGAAUAUUCAUUUACAUUCUAAUUAAUACGCCUUCAUCUUUAGAAGAAUAUUCGUUGACAUUCUAAUGAAUAUUCGUUGGCAUUCUAUUGAAUAUUUGUUGACAUUCUAAUGAAUAUUCGUUGACAUAUUAAUGAAUAUUCAUUGACAUUGUAAUGAAUAUUCGUUGACAUUGUAACUACUAUUCGUGGACAUUCUAAUGAAUAUUCGUUGAGAUUGUAAUGAAUACUAGGUGACCUUGUAUUGAAUUCUUUUAUUGGUUGGAUUUGACUAAUUGUAUUCAUUUGUGCAAUUCCAAUGACAGGCUAUGCAGCACUAGAAGAUGAGUGCUUAAGGAAGAACUUGCAAUUCAAUUAAGUAGAUGAUUGCAAUAGCUUCUAUUCAAUAUAUGGUCAUGACCAAGGUUUUGGUGUUCGAGUAUACAACGAACACACGAGGUUGGGCAAGAACAACAAGGGAGAGCUUGAGGAAAAGUAUUGGUACCUUUACUAUUGUUGCAACAAACAAGGCUUUUCAAAGGUGAGUAUUAGAAAUCCAAAGGUCAUUAAGAAACGAUCGGAGGAUAGUAUCAUUUUUAAAACCCAGCGUAAAAGAAAAAGAAACAAGUUAAGGGUUGGGUGUACAGCUCGUGUUGCCUUUCGGUGGGAUGUCGAUAGGAAUGCAUUCGUGGUUAGUCAUUUCAACAAUAUACACAAUCAUGAACUGCACUCAAAGGAGCAUGCACAGUUUUAGAGGUCUAACAAAAGUGUUAGUGAGGCUGAAGGUCUGAUGGUUGAAGCCAAUGCGGAUGCUGGUGUUAGUUUGAGCUCGUAUUACAAGCUACUUGCUAUGUGUGCUGGUGGUUAUGAAAGUCUUAGCUUCUCUAAGAAUGACCAAAAGAACCAUCUGAACAAGCGAAGACAGAAGAACAUGGCACAUGGUGAAGCAACUUUUUUGUUGGAGUACUUUCAGAAGCAAAUGGAAAUCAAACCUGGAUUUUAUU